AUGUCCCCUGAGUGCGCGCAGACGGCGGGCGCUGAGCCCCUGCUCACCCUGGAGCGAGCCAACCGCACCCGCUUCCCCUUCUUCUCCGACGUCAAAGGCGACCACUGGCUGGUGCUGAGCGCCGUGGAGACCAUCGUGCUGGCGCUCAUCUUUGCGGUGUCGCUGCUGGGCAACGUGUGCGCCCUGGUGCUGGUGGCGCGCCGACGGCGCCGCGGCACGACAGCCUGUCUCGUGCUCAACCUCUUCUGCGCCGAUCUGCUCUUCAUCAGCGUCAUCCCGCCCGUGCUGGUCGUGCGCUGGACCGAGGCCUGGCUGCUGGGCUCCGUCGCCUGCCACCUGCUCUUCUACGUAAUGACCCUGAGCGGCAGCGUCACCAUCCUCACGCUGGCCGCGGUCAGCCUGGAGCGCCUGGUGUGCAUCGUGCGGCUGCAGCGCGGCGCGCGGGGUCCGGGGCGACCGGCGCGGGCCGUGCUGCUGGCGCUCAUCUGGGGCUACUCGGCGCUCGCCGCGCUGCCCCUCUGCGUCUUCUUCAGUGUCGUCCCGCAGCAGCUGCAAGGCGCGGAUGAGGAAAUUCCGACUUGCACACUGGUUUGGCCCAGCAUUGCCGGAGAAAUCUCAUGGGAUAUAUCUUUCGUUACUUUGAACUUCUUGGUGCCAGGACUGGUCAUUGUGAUCAGUUACUCCAAAAUUUUACAGAUCACGAAGGCGUCGAGGAAAAGGCUCACGGUGAGCCUGGCCUACUCGGAGAGCCACCAGCUCCGCGUGUCCCAGCAGGACUUCCGGCUCUUCCGCACCCUCUUCCUGCUCAUGGUCUCCUUCUUCAUCAUGUGGAGCCCCAUCAUUGUCACCAUUCUCCUCAUCCUGAUCCAGAACUUCAAGCAAGACCUGGUCAUCUGGCCUUCCCUCUUCUUCUGGGUGGUGGCCUUCACAUUUGCCAACUCGGCCCUCAACCCCAUUCUCUACAACAUGUCACUGUUUAGGAACGAAUGGAGGAAAAUUUUUUGCUGCUUCUUGUUUCCAGAAAAGGGAGCCAUGUUUACGGACACGUCUGUCAGGAGAAAUGAUUUGUCUAUUAUUUCCGGCUAAUCCGUAUUCCUCCGUAAGCGGAGUCUCUCACUCUGGCGAGCCAUGCAUGGUAUGCUUUAGAAGGGAGUUAAUUUCCAGAACCAUCCACCAGUGUUCCUUGCUUUUAGAAAAUGUAACCUAUGCAAAUACAUGUCUCCAGCACCAGCAAAUUAAGGGAUGA
Molecule: messenger RNA, 1246 nt
Organism: Cynocephalus volans (Philippine flying lemur)
Lineage: Eukaryota; Metazoa; Chordata; Mammalia; Dermoptera; Cynocephalidae
Gene: FFAR4
Product: free fatty acid receptor 4
Exons: 3
Coding region: 1-1086 (361 amino acids)
Biological process (GO): hormone secretion; cellular response to hormone stimulus; G protein-coupled receptor signaling pathway
Cellular component (GO): plasma membrane
Molecular function (GO): taste receptor activity; G protein-coupled receptor activity; peptide binding
Source: RefSeq, a predicted model, not a curated record